AAAAAUGUUUUUCUGAGCGAAAAAUAGAAAAGUUAAAUUAAGAUGGAAUUUUUAAUGCUCGAAAAUACAAAAAUUUGUCGUUUUUGCUUGUGCAAAUGCGAAACAGCAAGAAAUUUAUUAGAAGAAACCUCUUUUACCGCCAAAAUUCGAGAAAUAUUUCCAAAAGUAAUUAUUUCACCGGAAAAUGGAUUGUCAACGUUAAUUUGUGACUAUUGCUUCAACAAAAUCCAACAAUUUCUCGAAUAUUGGGACAAUGUGAACGCCAAUCAAGCAGAAUUAAUGAAAUUAUCACUUCCUGAAACGAUAAAAGAGGAAAUUUUUGCAGAACCAAUUGACAAUUUCGACCAAAAAUCGUCUGAAAGUGAGGCGGAAAAUGACGACAGCUUUACUAUCGACAAGCAAGAACCUUUUGACGAGUCAUCUGACGAUACAAACUUCCCGCAAGAACCAAUCUCGACUUCCACAAAAGUUCCCUACACGAAAGACGAGCUUCUAAAAAUGAAUUAUUUCGAACUCAACCAACUUCCGGUGAAUUUUCGGACUUUUUUCAAGUGUCCCAUGUGUCGUCCCAGCACCGAACGCUUCAAAAUCGUCUCAGCUUUGAAACUUCACAUGGCACGAUCACAUUUCCCGAAAAUUUCACCUCAAAAAAUGCGUUUGAGAAAAGCUGGGGAACGCUUAAAACAAACUUACACGCAUACUUUUUGUGAGAUUUGUGACAAAAUCCUGCCUUGGUCAAAAAAAUCGAAACUUUUCAAAGAUCAUAAAUUCGUGCAUUAUGACAUUAAGCCCUAUAAAUGUGACAUUUGUGGCUUUAGUGCAGCUGAAAAGCGGUAUUUGAGCUCUCACAUAAGAGCUGAACACGAAAAAAAGCGGAAAAAACUCGGAUGCGUCGUUUGUACAGCAACUUUUGAAAAGCGAGCAUUGCGAAAUGAUCACAUUUUCGAAUGUCAUCCGGAGAGCAUUCGAUCCUGCAUGACUUGUGACAUCAAAUUUUUCGAUGAGACCUCGUUCAAAUCGCAUUUUCGUGUUGGGCGAUGUCGAAUUAGUCUUGAAAUUGAGUGCCCGCGAUGUCCUGGCGGCAUUCGGUUUCCCGAUGAAAAAGUUUAUGGCUUGCACAUGCAACGCCACGCCUACGAAGAUGGACUUCAGCGACUUUUCCGGUGUCAUUUGUGUGAACGAGGCUUCAACAAGGAACAUCUUUUACGAACGCAUUUGGGCUAUCACACGGAAAAUGUCUUGGUUGCAUGCGAAAUUUGCGGAAAAACCGUAUUUCAUGAUUCGACACUUAAGGCGCCAGCGCAUAUGGAAGUUCACAAGGAGCCAAAACCGGAAUUUUACAAAUGUGACAUUUGCGGCGAGGAAUGCAGUAAUAAGAUGAAAUUGGCGAAACAUUUUAACAGAGCGCACAAUCGGAAUGAGGAAAGUUGUUAUAAAUGCGGAAAAAUAAGACCAAAGUAUGGAAUGAAGAAACAUUUGAAAGCUUGUCACGGAAAUGAGCUGAAAUGCGCCCAUUGUCCGAUGAUUUUUGACAAAAAAAGUACGCGAAGUCGACAUACGUCACGUUUUCACAUCGGAUUCAACUGCAAACGAUGCAAUUUGACAUUCGCCACGUCUUAUUUGCUCAAGAGACAUCGACAAGUCGACGAAAUUCAUUUAGCAACAAAGAAACCCAAGCCUUAAAGUACAACUUUCUUUAAUUUAAUCCAUAUUUGUUGACGUAUUUACUUAAAAAUCAAGUAUU
This is a messenger RNA of Culicoides brevitarsis, 1744 nucleotides long. RefSeq names its product zinc finger protein 510-like. Bases 43 to 1683 code for a protein of 546 amino acids. The transcript has 2 exons. Gene Ontology annotation, molecular function: DNA-binding transcription factor activity, RNA polymerase II-specific; RNA polymerase II transcription regulatory region sequence-specific DNA binding; zinc ion binding. NCBI's taxonomy places the organism in Eukaryota, Metazoa, Arthropoda, Insecta, Diptera, Ceratopogonidae. Gene Ontology annotation, cellular component: nucleus. The record is from RefSeq and is a predicted model, not a curated record. Gene Ontology annotation, biological process: regulation of transcription by RNA polymerase II.